Molecule: messenger RNA, 2548 nt
Organism: Ipomoea nil (Japanese morning glory)
Lineage: Eukaryota; Viridiplantae; Streptophyta; Magnoliopsida; Solanales; Convolvulaceae
Product: putative receptor-like protein kinase At3g47110
Exons: 2
Coding region: 923-1732 (269 amino acids)
Biological process (GO): protein phosphorylation
Molecular function (GO): protein kinase activity; ATP binding; protein binding
Source: RefSeq, a predicted model, not a curated record
CAUAUUCAACCAUUCAUCAAUGUUGGUUAUUGAAGUAGCUAGAAAUCACAUAGGUGGGACUUUGCACCCUAACCUUUUUGUCACUCUUCCCCGCAUUUUCUUUUUUUUUUUUUCUAUUGUUGAGAACAAUUUCAUUGGAGGUAUUCCUGUUACAUUAUAAAAUGCAACAAAUUUGCAGACUUUCGGUGUUAGUGGAAACCUUCUGACUGGAAAAGUUCCUAUCCUUGAGAAGUUGCAAAACCUACAAAGGUUCUUCACCGGAGAAAAUUAUCUUGGGGAAGGGAAUGUUUUUGACUUGAACUUCCUUUCUUCAUUGACCAAUGCAACCAGAUUAGAGGUGUUGUUCCUUGAUGAUAAUACAUUUGGAGGUUUCUUACCUACAUCAUUCACUAACUACUCAAGAAACCUUAAAUUUCUUUCCCUUGAGAACAAUCAGGUUUCUGGAAACAUCGCAAUAGGGAUUUCUAAUCUCAUCAGCUUGCAGACAUUACGAUUGACUUAAAACAAAAUCAGUGGAGAAAUUCCACCUGAGAUUGGAUUCCUUACUAAUCUAAGAGUGUUACGCUUAUCUAGAAACAUUUUUUUUUUUGGAAAAAUUCCGUAUUCAUUAGGAAAUCUAACCCUUUUAUUAGAACUUAGUUUUGGAGGAAACUACCUUCAUGAUAUUAUUCCCACAAGUCUUGGAAAAUGCCAAAACCUAGAGUUGUUAGAUCUUUCUUACAACAACCUUUGUGGUUACAUCCCAAAGGAAGUUUUUAGCCUCUCAUCUUUGUCAAUUAGUUUGGAUCUCUCUUACAACCAGUUGGCAGGUUCCAUUCCAAGGGAGGUUGGAUAUUUGAAAAAUCUAGGCUACUUGGAUUUGUCCUAUAAUUCUUUGUCAAGCCCUAUUCCACUGGAGCUUGGUAAUUGUAUUUCCUUGGAAAUGCUGAAUGUAACGAAUAACAAUCUUGAAGGCCCAAUUCCAUCAACUUUGGAAAAUUUGAGGGCUGUGCAAUUCUUACAACUUUCUCACAACCAUUUGACAGGUCAAAUCCCAACUUUCUUGAAAGAUUUCAAACUUUUACAGAAUUUGAAUCUUUCAUACAAUGAUUUUGAAGGAGCAGUACCAACCACAGGGAUCUUCAACAACACUCGCCCUAUUUCGAUUGCAGCAAAUAAAAAGCUUUGUGGGGGUAUACCUGAGCUGAACCUACCUGAAUGCAACACUACAAAGUCCAAAAAGAAGAAUUCAAAAGGUUAUUUGAAAAUAGUAAUUCCUCUGAUUCUUGGGAUUGCUGGGCUAACUGUUGUAGUGUUUAUUCUCUGUCAUAGAUGGUUAAGAAGACAAAGAAAAGGAUCCUCUCAUAAUUUGAUAGAAAACCCAAUCUUAAGAGUGUCAUAUCAUUCCCACUUCAAGUGCACUAAUGGGUUCUCUGAAGAAAAUUUACUUGGAGUUGGGGGUUUUGGAGCUGUACAUAAAGGAUGUUUUGAUCAUGAUGGAACUACCUAUGCAGUCAAGGUAAUUGAUCUUUUCCGUCAUGGAGCUUCCCGAAGUUUUGUUGCUGAGUGUGAGAUAUUGAAAAACACCAGACACCGCAAUCUUGUCAUGGUGUUAACUGCUUGCUCAGGAUUUGAUCUUCAAGGAAAUGAUUUCAAGGCAUUAGUUUACGAGUACAUGGACAAUCAGAACCUUGAGAACUGGUUGCAUUUUAGCUCCCAGGAGAUUUCCGAGAUUGAAGAGAUAGGAGGUUAAGUUUUUCUCAGAGGUUAAACAUUGUCAUUUAUGUGGCCAGCACUUUGGAUUACCUUCAUAACGAUUGUGAACUUGCAAUAAUCCAUUGUGAUCCCAAGCCAAGCAAUGUUCUCCUUGAUGAAAGCAUGACAGCACAUGUAAGUGAUUUUGGAUUGGCAAGAUUUGUAUAACAAAAGAUUCAAUGUUGUUCAGAAAAUCACAGUUUCAACGGUGUACGGGGAACUAUUGGUUAUGCACCACCUGGUAAGUAUGAGUUAUAUGUAUUAUAAAUGACAUGAAUGCUUAAAAUUUUCUCCUCUUUUUAUAUUUAGAUUUAAAAUUUUCAUUUUUUGAGCAGAAUAUGCCUUUGGAAGCAGGUGAUGUAUAUAGCUUAGGCAUACUAAUGUUGAAAAUGCUCACUAGGAGGAGACCGACAGAUGAAUUGUUCAAAGAUGGCUUAAACCUCCAUAGCUAUGCUAAGGCUGCUUUACCAGACAUAGGAAUGGAGAUUGCACAUCCAAAAAUUGUUCAAGAAAGAGAUGACAAGUUUCAAGUGUGCUUAGUUUCAAUGAUCACAAUAGGGGUUGCUUGUUCUAUGGAAUCUCCAGCAGAUAGAAUGAACAUUCAUGAUGUUGUGAGUGAAUUAAGUAAAGCAAAGAAGUCCAUAGCUUGUAGUCUUGGUUAGGAAAAUAAUGUUGUCAGUUAAAUAAAAUUCUAUGCGUGUCUGUUUCUAUCAAGGAACAAACGCCUAAAGUUCCAUCUCCUCAAUUACUAGAGUACAUUUGGUUGGAAUAAGCUUAGAAUAGGAAUUGUAUUUUGCCCCGUUAAAAUUUUAUU